CAAACGUAGUGUGACAAAUUUCCGAUAAAAUUCCCAAGAUGGCCACUGAAUGAGGAAUUUUCCCGAAAGUUAAAGAAGGUUCUGUGGUCCUCUGGAAAAUCUGCCAUAUAUAAAAGAAUAGCCGGGGAUCGAGGAGGACAAUGUAUCACCAACAACGAGCGAAUAACUUCAAUCCAAUGCAUAACGAUCCUUUACCGCCAGGCUGGGAAAUGUUAUUUGAUCAGCGAACCGGUUGGCCAUUUUUUGUUGACCACUCGAACCAAAGCACAACUUGGCAAGAUCCUAGAAGAAUAGGAAAACCGCACUACCAGCAGCCAUGGGAUCCAUAUGGCCAGAACAUGAGAGGAUACCCGGCCCAUCAUCAGCAGGAGAUCCGUAUCCCUGUCCAUCACAUGGGGUCAGAACAACAGCAAGGCCCUCCAAUGCCACAACCGCAGCAACAGCCGCCUUACCCACAACAGCCACGUGUCACAAAAAUCCCCAUUCAUAUAGAGGGCGCUGGCAGCAUGGACCAGGGCAGAGGAAGCCCUGGUCGUGGUAGUCCUGGGCUGCAUGUCCCGCGCAGUGAAAAUCCCACCCUGCAGAGGGCGCCAACACCAGUCAGGGAAGAGAGUCCGGCUCCUCAGCCAGGGAGGGUGUCAAACUUGGCUCAGCAGUACGCGGGGCAGCAAUCUCCACAGCCCCAACAGCAGCAACAGAUGCCACCCAUGGGGACAUUUUAUGGUCCUUCAUCUCCCCAACAGAGGGCACCACCAGGAUACCAACAGUCACAACAACAUCCUCUGCAGCAACAGCAACAAUAUCCCCAGUAUGACCAGACUGAUGCUGUCAAGGCCCAACAACAACAACAAUAUCAGCAACAACAACAGCAGCAAUAUCAGCAACAACAGCAACAAGCUGCUAACAAUAAUGCUGCGCCACCUCUGCCAAACUACGAAUCCAAACCGGUGAUUAAUGAACAAGCUAGAGCAGCCAAUCAGGGUCCUGCAUCUAGUCCUCAAGGUCAAGGUCAGCAGAAUGCUCCACAGCAACAGCCGCAAGAGCCACCACGUCCUCUUACAGCUCUAGAGAAGAUUGACAGAAUAUUUGCCAAUGUUAACGAAUUGCGUGUACAAGUGGAAAACUUUAAGGGGACGAGGACUGACAAACAGUACCCUUAUUUAACAGAGAUGCUGACUAGAGAUCUCUUAGAAUUGGACGGUAUUAUGUCCGAUGGCGACGAGAAAAUUCGCCAUGCUAGAAAGAACUGUGUCCGGACGGUGCAGGAAGUUCUUGACCAGCUUGAGCUGAAGGCACUAGCUAAUGAAACUCCAAUGGAGACGGGUCAAGGUCAGACAGAGGUCAAGGCCAUUAGUGCAAAUGGUUCUCCUGCAGAGGUGACAGAACAGACUAAAUUAUAGUAGCAUUACUAUCUCUUAUGCUGUUUUUAUAAUUAUGAUUAUUAUAGGAUAAUAUACUUUAACUAUAUAUCUUAUUUAUUUUUGUGCAUAAGGCUAAAGAAUUGGGUGUAUCUUGGAUGCAAGGAAAAAAUGUCAGUUUUGUGGCCAACUUUUAUGUGAUGUGAAACAGUGUGAUUUAGUUGAACAUACUAUUUGAGGAUGAAAUCUACGAACGUUUAAUUUUGGCAGUACUUUUGCCAGUAAAGAAUUCCUGUCACCCCAAUUAUAUUUUAGAUGUUAAGUAUGGCAAUUACUUAAAGGUGAAUGACAUUAAGUUUUAUGGUGUUAAAUUUACAUGGAAUAUGAUGCUUGUUUAGAAACUACAAUGUUAAUUAUAAUAGUCUGAUAAUAACUGGUCAGUACUAUGUAUGUGCCUGAUAGGGUGUCAUCUUGGCUUAGCCUGGUACAUUACUGCAAAGUAACUUAGAUCUUGGACCUCCAUCUAAAAUAGUAUUUUUGGUUAUGUGCCACAUUGCAGUUGUGUGAGAUAUUUAACCAAGAGAGUAGUCGGGAGAGUGUUCAGAGUAUAAAGUUAAAUGUGUUCAGAAUACAAAGUUAAAUGUUUAUUAAACAUAUCAUUCAGCAGUGAUUUUAGUUCAAAACACGUUUGCCAGUUAUUGUUGUUUUAAGGCGAACACUUUGUCUGGGAAUUAAUAAGAAGCAUGAAUAUUUUGUCACUGUUAUUAUUAUUUUGACAAAAUUGUGCUACUUAAAUUUUAGGUUGUUAUGUUCUGAGAGUGAGGUCUGAAGUGCCCAGUUGUUCACAAGAUAUUUUUCCGAGUGUCAUGUUAACUGAUAUCUCUUUAGUGUCAAGAUGCAUCACUUCU
Messenger RNA from Lingula anatina, 2266 nucleotides. RefSeq lists its product as uncharacterized. The record is from RefSeq and is a predicted model, not a curated record. Gene Ontology annotation, cellular component: cytosol; nucleus; membrane. Lineage: Eukaryota; Metazoa; Brachiopoda; Lingulata; Lingulida; Lingulidae. Gene Ontology annotation, biological process: protein stabilization. Gene Ontology annotation, molecular function: protein-folding chaperone binding; adenyl-nucleotide exchange factor activity.